Molecule: messenger RNA, 5541 nt
Organism: Vicugna pacos (alpaca)
Lineage: Eukaryota; Metazoa; Chordata; Mammalia; Artiodactyla; Camelidae
Source: RefSeq, a predicted model, not a curated record
AAUGUUUCUGCCACCUUUGUACAAAAGACAAUUUUACUUGUGUCACAGAUGGGCUCUGCUUUGUCUCUGUCACAGAGACCACAGACAAAGUUAUACACAAUAGCAUGUGUAUAGCUGAGAUCGACCUAAUUCCGCGAGACAGGCCAUUUGUAUGUGCGCCAUCUUCAAAAACUGGGUCUGUUACUACAACAUAUUGCUGCAAUCAGGACCACUGCAAUAAAAUAGAACUCCCAACUGUUGGCCCUUUUCCAGGAAAGCCAUCAUCUGGCCUUGGUCCUGUUGAGUUGGCAGCUGUCAUUGCUGGACCAGUCUGCUUCGUCUGCAUCUCACUCAUGUUGAUGGUCUAUAUCUGCCAUAACCGCACUGUCAUUCACCAUCGAGUGCCAAAUGAAGAGGAUCCUUCAUUAGAUCGCCCUUUCAUUUCAGAGGGUACUACGUUAAAAGAUUUAAUUUAUGAUAUGACUACAUCGGGUUCUGGAUCAGGUUUACCGUUGCUUGUUCAGAGAACAAUUGCAAGAACUAUUGUGUUACAAGAAAGUAUUGGCAAAGGUCGAUUUGGAGAAGUUUGGCGAGGAAAAUGGAGAGGCGAAGAAGUCGCUGUUAAAAUAUUCUCCUCUAGAGAAGAACGUUCAUGGUUCCGUGAGGCAGAGAUCUAUCAGACUGUGAUGUUACGUCAUGAAAACAUCUUGGGAUUUAUAGCAGCAGAUAAUAAAGACAAUGGUACAUGGACUCAGCUCUGGUUGGUGUCAGAUUAUCAUGAGCAUGGAUCCCUUUUUGAUUAUUUGAACAGAUACACAGUUACUGUGGAAGGAAUGAUAAAACUCGCUCUGUCCACAGCAAGUGGACUUGCCCAUCUUCACAUGGAAAUUGUUGGUACCCAAGGAAAACCAGCCAUUGCUCAUAGAGAUUUGAAAUCAAAGAAUAUCUUGGUAAAGAAGAAUGGAACUUGCUGUAUUGCAGACUUGGGACUGGCAGUAAGACAUGAUUCGGCCACUGAUACAAUUGAUAUUGCUCCAAACCACAGAGUGGGAACAAAAAGGUAUAUGGCCCCUGAAGUUCUAGAUGAUUCCAUAAAUAUGAAACACUUUGAAUCCUUCAAACGUGCUGACAUCUAUGCAAUGGGCUUAGUAUUCUGGGAAAUAGCUCGACGAUGUUCCAUUGGUGGAAUUCAUGAAGAUUACCAGCUGCCUUACUAUGAUCUUGUACCUUCUGAUCCAUCAGUUGAAGAAAUGAGAAAAGUUGUUUGUGAACAGAAGUUAAGGCCAAAUAUUCCAAACAGAUGGCAGAGCUGUGAAGCCUUGAGAGUGAUGGCAAAAAUUAUGAGAGAAUGUUGGUAUGCCAAUGGGGCGGCUAGGCUUACAGCUUUGCGGAUUAAGAAAACACUGUCACAGCUCAGUCAACAGGAAGGCAUCAAAAUGUAAAAUCUAUGACUUUGCGUGAACUCUACUUUUUCUUCAGAUCUGCUCCUGGGUUUUAAUUUGGGAGGUCAAUUGUUCUACCUCACUGAGAGGGAACACAAGGAUAUUGCUACCUUUUGCAACAAUAUAAUAAGGUCAAUUAAAAACUUCCCAGGAUUUCUUUGGAUCCAGGAAAUAGCCGUAUGGGGUCCUUUCUGUGCACUAUGAACGCUUCUUUCCCAGGACAGUUACAAAAUGUUACGUAGUCUACCUUUAUUUUUUAUUAACACAAAACUUGUUUUUUUAAAAAAUGAUUGCCGAUCUUAUCUUUAGGUAACUCUGCUAUGCUGAAGGUCACCUUUAAGGGUAAAGGAGCUGGACUGCUGAGUGAGACGAGAUAUGUCUUAUUUUUAAAGAAAGUGAUUUUUCUCCUGGUUAGUACAUUCUCAGAGGAUUCUGAACCACUAAAGAGUUUCCUUGAUUCAGACUUUGAAUGUACUGUUCUGUAAUUUUCAGGAUCUUAAAAUUAAUGCUUAUAAAACUCUUAUCUUGAGUCUAAAAAUGACCUCAUAUAGUGGUGAGGAACAUAAUUUAUGCAACUGUAUUUUGUAUAUUAUUAUUGUUCUUUCACAUAUUCAGAACAUUUACCUGCCUUUAAAAUGGGAUUGUACUAUACCAGUAAGUGCCACUUCUGUGUCUUUCUAAUGGAAAUGAGCAGAAUUGCUUAAAGUCUAUGUGUGUUAAAACCUGUAGUGUUUUAAUUCAAAAGUUUUAUGUCUCUGAGUAAUCCACACUUUUUCUGUUUUGUUUUUUGGAAGAGUAUUUGUGGUAUGUCAUUUAGUAUUCCAUUUUGAAACUGCCUUUCUCCUACCAAACUGUGCUUAAACCACUAAAAAAAAUGAAGUGGCAUUAAUUGGUAAAUUGUUAUCAUGGUCAUGUUUGGAUAUUCUCCCAUUAGGCUUUUGCAGUUUACUUUUGUUGUCUGAGUAUACUGAAAAAAUCAAGUGGCACUCUGGCUGCUUAUAAUACUUCAAUAAUUUAAAAUCUGGAGCACACAGACUAAUUUUUCUAAAAGGGAAAAUUUGUCUAGCUGCUUAUAAAAAGUUUAUGGCAUUCUGUAAGCCAUUGUUUCUUUAUCUGGUCAAAGACAGUGUUAUUUUUUUAGGAAAUCAACUACACUUAAAAUUAGAAUAUGGGUAAUGUUAAUAGGCUUUUUUCUAGGAAGGCAAAGGUAGUUAAUAAUUUGAAUAGAUGACAGGUGUGUGGGAGUCGCGUUAGCCGUGUAGGCGUCAGUGUUCCGUGGGUUCUGUCUGUGUAGUGAGGGUUAGAGACAGCGUGGCUGUGAGGUCGCACUGCGCUCGGAGGAAGGCAGCUUUUGUCUCCGUCUUUCCUUCUGUGUGCAGACGCUGCCACUGCUAACUCACGUGGCUAUGGAAUGUAUUCAGUGCACCCUUGGUAUUUGGGAAAGUGGUCACUAAAGAAUAUUCUGAGGAUAGGUUCACCAUUUACAAAUGUUUUUGGUCAAGUGUUUAAAGCAAAUUUGUCAUGGUCUUCUCACGUUAAGUUGAAACUAGCUUAUAAUAACUGAUUUUUACUUCCAGUGCUAAAAGUCUGUAAGAUUUUUACAAUUUUCAAAGUCCUCUUUAUCACUGUGAUCUUAUUCUGAGGGGGGAAAAUCCAUCAUAGCUGUGAGGCAAGACUUUUGACUACGUAGUGCUAUCAAUUUCCUGAUGAAAGGGUCAGAAUAACCUUUACAGUAUUUUGGUCAGGAAGAGGUAGUGGCAAUUUAUGCUGACUGAGCUGCACUCUGAUAAUGUCUUAUCUCUUAUACCUAGAAUACAUUUGAAAGACUAUUUGGUCUUAAAGCCAAAGUAAUUUUAGAAUGAAUGACAUAUUACAUAGGAAUUUAGUGUCAGUUUCAUGUGUUUAAAACAUGGGGAAAAUGUUUAGAGGUUAAUGUUUUGACUCCAAAUUUUGAGUUUUUCUUCUCUGUAGUUACCAUGAUUUCAUCAAAGCAAAUGAGUGAGUUUGAGAAGUUUGUUUUUAUAAUUGUGUUAUAUUUCCUGUUUAAUAAUCUCUAGCUUUGUGAUCAGGUACUUUUUUAUUUUUUGGCCAUUUCCAAGCCUACCAGAUCUGCUUUAUGAAAUCCAGGGGACCAAUGCAUUUUGUCACUGAAACUAUUUUUAUAUAAUUUUAAGAACAUACCAAAAGUUCUUGUCUGAUUUAAAAUUGUGAUACAUGAUUUUUCACUUUCAUAUAAGGUAAUCAGCUUUUGCUGAAGAGAUUCUUCAUUAAAUAAAAAAUUGAGUUACAGUUUUACUGUUCUUGCCUAAAUAAAAUGUACUUUUGAUGAAUCAGGGAAUUUUUUUAAAAGUUGGAAUUUAGUUCAAAUUUGGGUUUACAUGUUACUUUAAUUAAUUCCUUUUUUGGCUAAUGGCAGUUUGAUAAACCUCAACUGGGUAAUAUUGAAAAUUAAAGUAACUUAAGAUUUAUAGAUCACGAUUACUGUGGCUAUAAAUUGCAGAAAAAUUUGACUAGAGAAUUAAUUUUUACCAUUUAAGAACACAAGCCUUUGUUUAUACUGCCUAUCUUCAGAUGCUCACUUUCCAAGAAUCAACUUGGCUAAGAUAUACCUUCAGGCAAAUUAUCUGUCCACUUCCAUUUUGUCAGUGCUCCCAGAGGAGUGGGGAUGGGAGGGGUAUGACCUAGUAGACAUCCCUGGUCCUUUCUUCAUACCCUUGGCUCUUUUUCUCCUACCCUGUCUUCCUGCUGGCCCUUGACUCAGUGCGGUGGUAGCUGUGGCAGUGGGAGUCAUGCCAGAAGCAAUGGCCAUUUGUAUCCUCUGUAGGACAGGGUAAGGUCCAAAGAGCUGAGCCUGUAGUUACGCUCCAGAAGUGCCUUGAGUCAGUAUACAGUGCCAUGGCCUCAAGAAUUCUAAAUUUCAGUUCUUACUACAAAAUUUCAGUUCUUAACUAUAAAAUUCAUGUGAUCAUUUUGCAGCUCAUCCACGAGUUGCCUUUUUCACCCCCUACAUCAGAGAACUGUCAUGUAAGAGUAUUUUGUAAAACAAGAUGACAAAGUGCUAAGUAAAAUGUACAACAAAAUUAGUAUUCCACUAGACAUGUCAUAUCAAGAGUUUUUAAUUCCUGCACUGAAAGAGUGAUUGGCAGUAAACUGUUUCUUGACCAUGGCAGUGCUCUGGCUCCAGAUGGUGGAGAGCCCAAAUAACGGUUCUGUCACAGCUUGGCAGGAAAUGCCAAUUCAGACAUUUUUGAGAUUCUAAAGGGUAGCUCAUGACGUGUACUGCGGCUUCUUGUGUCUGUUUGGGAAUGCUGGAAUGCCCAUGGCCCUCUCUCUAGGAAUGCUGGACUUCGGGACGUUCUGAGGAUUGUCAGUACAUUCGAACUUUUCAACCCUAUUAUGCAGUCUUAUUUUCAAUUGUGAACUUUAAAAAAUACAGUUAAUAACAUCCAACCUGUUUCUUAAAGCUUAAAAAGAACUUCAGUGAAUGUUUUUAUUUUUAAACAAGAUUUGUGAAUUGAAUAUCAUGAACUAUGUUUUGAUAUCCCUUUUUCACAUUGUGCCAAUGGAACGGGGUGUUUGAUAUUUCUUUAUAUGUCAAGGAGAUGCUUCAAAAUAUCAAUUGCUUUAAACUUAAAUUACCUCUCAAGAGACCAAGGUACAUUUACCUCAUUGUAUAUAUGAUGUUUAAUAUUUGUCAGAGCAUUCUCCAAGUUUGCAGUUUUAUUUCUAUAAAGAAUGAGUAUUAAGUUGCUAAAUUACUCCAAUGGUACUGUAUUGUUUAUAUCUGUACCCCAAAUAACAUCAUGUAUACUUUGUUUUCUGUAUUUUAUUGUAUUUGUGCAAAAUUCUUUUGGCUUUAUUACUGUAAUCUCUGCCCUUUAAGAUGUGUACAGAAAAUGUCCAUAUAAAUUUUCAUUUAAGUUGAAUGAUUUUGAGAAGCCUGUAAAGAGGAGAGAAAAUCAAACUUCAGUUCCCCAUAAGUUUUUAACAAUUGUAUAUUGUAUUUGUAGUAAUAUUCUCAAUGAACUGUAAAUAGGAAGUAGAAGAUAAUGCUUAUGUCCAGUCCUAACACUACAGUAGACAAAUGGAAGCAAUGCAAAUAAAUUACUUUUUUUCCCAA